UACUACAGAGCCACACUGAGGUCUCUGCGCGUAUCGCAUAGCGUUAGGAAGCUGGCGGACAGAAAGAAGUCUUGCCGUUCUGACUGGAUGAAUUCACGAGCGCACAGGAAGACGUAAAUAAAGAUCCGAUACGGCGUCGAUUGCAAGGACAGCCCGUGCUCCGGAUAAUUCCUUUAGGUGGCAUUAGACUCUCACACAGCCUCAUUAAAGGAGCUUGGAUCAGUGUUGCUCUCUGCGCUCUUCUCUCCCGCUUGUCAAACCAAAAUCCCGAGCAAGCCAACGCUCUUACCUGAAAGGACACGCUUGCUUUGGGUGUGUGUUUGUGCUGUUUCCAACAGGAUAAUCACUUUCAACAAAUACGCACGAGUUACCCAUCGUCGCCGAAGUCAAAUCACGGGGAUUACGUUUGUUUGCAAAGCUCUUGACUGCAGAGACCGUAUGUGUGUCCCCCUCCGCUGUGUAGAGAGCAAAGUGCUGAUAAAUCUCCUGUGACUGGACUCGGGACCUGAGUGAGGAGCUUCUCGGAACUGCACUUGACAGGAGCGGUUGGGACGAACCAGGACUGACCAAAAUUCGCACCUGAGGGGGAAACUGAAAAACCAGCGAAAAUGCCUCUUGCACAAAUCGCGGAGCCAUGGCCCACAAUGGAACUAGUGCAGCUCGAAACCGAGAAUGGACAGAGCACUACAGAGGAUGGAGUCACAACUGCUGUCAAGGAAGAUGGAGACAUCAAAGAGAUCAACAUCACCCAUGUGGUCAAGGAGGGCUCAGAGAAAGCUGAUGCCUCUCAGUUUGAACUGCUCAAAGUCCUGGGACAGGGAUCCUUUGGCAAGGUGUUCCUGGUACGAAAGGUGACUCCUCCCGAUGCUAACCAGCUCUAUGCCAUGAAGGUCCUCAAGAAGGCCACACUAAAAGUCAGAGACCGUGUGAGGACCAAGAUGGAGCGAGACAUUUUGGCAGACGUCAAUCACCCAUUUGUUGUCAAACUGCACUAUGCAUUCCAGACUGAAGGGAAGCUGUACUUGAUCCUGGACUUUCUCAGAGGAGGGGAUCUUUUUACUAGACUCUCCAAAGAGGUGAUGUUCACAGAAGAGGAUGUGAAGUUUUACCUAGCAGAACUGGCAUUAGGACUGGACCACCUUCAUAGCUUGGGUAUCAUUUACAGGGACCUCAAACCUGAAAACAUUCUUCUGGAUGAGGAGGGACACAUCAAACUCACAGAUUUCGGCCUGUGUAAAGAAGCCAUUGAUCAUGAGAAGAAAGCUUAUUCCUUCUGUGGCACUGUGGAGUACAUGGCACCAGAGGUCGUGAACAGGCAGGGACACACCCACAGCGCCGACUGGUGGUCGUUCGGGGUACUAAUGUUUGAGAUGCUGACGGGGGCGUUGCCAUUUCAAGGGAAGGACCGCAAAGAAACCAUGAAUCUCAUUCUGAAGGCUCGUCUUGGAAUGCCUCAGUUCCUGAGUGCAGAGGCCCAAUCUUUGCUCAGGGCUUUGUUCAAAAGGAACCCUGCCAACAGACUGGGAUCUAAUGCCGAUGGCGCUGAGGAGAUUAAGCGGCACGGUUUCUUCUCAACCAUAGACUGGAAUAAACUCUUCCGAAAAGAAGCAAAGCCUCCGUUCAGACCAGCGGUCGCACGUCCGGAUGACACUUUCUACUUCGACUCCGAAUUCACCUCCCGCACACCUAAAGACUCCCCUGGUGUACCCCCCAGUGCUGGAGCUCACCAGCUCUUCAGAGGCUUCAGCUUUGUUGCAUCAACUCUGUUAGAGGAGGAUGGUUCAUCAGAGCCAGUGCAGGCCCCACCACAUCCAGUGGUUCAGCAACUACACGGGAAAAACGUCCUUUUCAGCGAUGGCUACGUACUGAAGGAAGAUAUAGGGAUGGGCUCUUUCUCCGUCUGUAAACGUUGUAUCCACAAAGCCACCAACACUGAAUACGCUGUCAAGAUGAUUGACAAGACUAGCACAGACCCCUCUGAGGAAAUAGAGAUUCUGCUUAGAUACGGACAGCACCCUAACAUCAUAACACUCAAGGAUGUGUACGACAACGGUAAGCAGGUGUUCAUGGUGACGGAGCUGAUGCGUGGAGGAGAGCUGCUGGAUCGGAUCCUCAAGCAGAAGUUCUUUUCGGAGCGAGAGGCCAGCGCUGUGCUACACACUAUCACCAAGACUGCUGAGUACCUCCACUCACAAGGGGUAGUGCACAGAGACCUGAAGCCCAGCAACAUCCUCUAUGUCGACGAGUCGGGGAAUCCCGAGUCAAUCAGAAUCUGUGACUUCGGCUUUGCUAAGCAACUGCGUGCCAACAAUGGCCUGCUAAUGACCCCGUGCUAUACUGCUAACUUUGUAGCUCCUGAGGUGCUGAAGCGUCAGGGCUAUGAUGAGGGAUGUGACAUCUGGAGUCUCGGGGUUUUGCUGUACACCAUGCUGGCUGGUUUCACUCCAUUUGCCAACGGACCUGAAGACACUCCAAAUGAAAUCCUGAACAGGAUAGGCCACGGCCACUUCAGUCUGACUGGUGGUAACUGGGACUCUGUGUCUGAUGCCGCCAAGGACCUGGUGUCCAAGAUGCUUCACGUUGACCCCCAUCAGAGACUGACUGCUAAGCAGGUUCUCAAACACCCAUGGAUUGUCCGCAGAGACAAGCUGCCCAACAGCCAGCUCCCACACCAGGACCCCAAGCUGGUCAAGGGUGCAAUGGCAGCCACCUACUCCGCCCUGAAGAACUCACAACCUACUCCAGAGCUCAAGCCCAUUGAGAGCUCCUUCCUUGCUCAGAGGCGUGUUAAGAAACUUCCCUCCACAUCUCUGUAGAGACUCUGAAUAGCCAAACAGGUCACAGGAGUCUGAUCAAAACCACACCUCCUGGCUCCAAACCACCCCGUCAGCUUGCUCGGGGACUUGGUGUCGACCCGCCAAUACCAGCCAAGGAACACUGACUGUGGUCCUGCCCCCAUCUUGUGACAUCAGUUGUCCCGCUCUAGCUAUCAUCCUCCUUGUGUGGGCUCGCCAGCUGCAGCUGUUAGCCGAUCUCCUUUUGCCUAUCAAAAUAUCAUGACGAUGGAUGGGGGCAAUGAGGGCGAAAAAAAAAAAAUGUAAAAAAAAAAUGGGUGCAGGUUUUUUGGCAGAUGUUCUGGCGCCGUGUGGGUGUUUGUGCGAGUGUGUGAGCGUGUUUGUGCAUGACCCGCUACAGAGUCGAUGCAGCCCUGUUUUUGAUGGUGACAAUGAAAGUUUUCUCUUCUCAUCUUUGCUGUAAUUGGUUGUCAUUCUCGCUGCACGCCUAUCCAUCUGCCUGUUUUUUGGGUUUUUUGCCGUCUGUCCGUUCUUUUUGUAGGGUUUUUGAGCUUCGUAUUAGCGGUUGUGCUGCCAAUUCAACCUGUGCCGACAGCACAAAACCACAGUACUGUCCAAACUGCUGUUAAAUGUUUCUCAGAGAACGUUAUUGAUAUGAAUAUUAAAACAUUUCUGCCAUAAAUGCCUCUUUGGCUUUGGUACAGCCAGAAUAUGUGCAUUCUAGAAAAUGUCAGUUGCUGAUGUUUUGGUUAGUGUCAAUCUAUGCUUGCGUUUUGUUUUAUGGGGAGUGUGUGCGGACGCGUGCGUGUGUGUGUGGGCGUGUGUGUCAGUUGCAUGACUUGCAGUGUGUGUCUGUACUGUCUCGCGGGAUGCUGCAGAGUCAUGUGCAUGGUCCGGUGAUGUGGCUUUCUCGUUUCGCUCCUAUUCCUCUUCUCUGCUUGGUCAAUCUGCUGGCAACCAUUUGAGAUGUCUGUUAUUUUUAUUACUAUAAAAACUAGUAACAUAGAUGGCUUUCUGUGAAAGAAACCCUGCCCAAGGAACAAUGUGGCAUGUUAAAAAUUCUAUAUUUGCAUUGUUUUCUUUUUUUUUUUUAGUUGUUUUCACUGUGUUUCUUGGAUAAUGCCUAUUGAAUACUGUUUCCUGUGUUGGUUGUUUUUGCUGUCGAUUGUUUGUUUUUUUUUCUCUUUAUCCAAAGAAAGUAGUGAUUUAAAAUAGUGAAAGACAUGCUGAGCACAUCGCAGCCUGUGGACUUGAUGCCGCACCGGUCUCUUCUUCUGUUUAAUAAGUCAGGGCUGGCUGCUGUCUUUACGGAAAUAAGCACUUGUUAAAAUCUCUGUCAAAUCACUGGUUAUAAUGUCACACAUACUUGCCCUUAUUGUGGAUUAUCUUUUUUUCAUUCAUUAUAUUGGAAUUCCAUUUGUUGAUUAUCUGACUCGUUGGUAUUUUAUUGACACUGAAUACGAGGCCUAGAGUUAAAGGUGUCUCAGUGUAAGCUUCUCCACGGAGUAGGUCCUGCUUUUAGCUCAGUGCCUAGGCCUACAGGUGAGGCGGAAUGUCUUGCAUGGAAAGCACACCGUAAGGAUAAGAAGAUGCUGUGCAUGUGUAGAAGAAAAGACCUGUGUGGCUUAAGAAUCUAUGAAGCAGCUGUCUUACCUCAAAAGAAAUCAAAGUUAUAUUAUAAUUCUUGUUUGGUGGCAAAAAAUCUCCCUCCUUUGUCAAAAUUUAUGGUAAGAUGUUAUUGUAUGAUAAAGAUGAAGAUUUUUAUAUCUUACAAUAUUAAAAAUCGAGUUGCUAUGACAAA
Molecule: messenger RNA, 4596 nt
Organism: Maylandia zebra (zebra mbuna)
Lineage: Eukaryota; Metazoa; Chordata; Actinopteri; Cichliformes; Cichlidae
Gene: rps6ka1
Product: ribosomal protein S6 kinase a, polypeptide 1
Biological process (GO): protein phosphorylation; intracellular signal transduction
Molecular function (GO): ATP binding; protein serine/threonine kinase activity; magnesium ion binding
Source: RefSeq, a predicted model, not a curated record